AUGGGUAUCAUUAAGAACGUUGCCAUCAUCGGCAAAGGCAACGCCGGCUCCGCCGUCCUCUCCGAGCUGCUAAAGGGCGGCUUCGGUGUCACAAUCCUCAGCCGCUCUAACCUGGAGGCACCUCCCGGUGCCAAGGUCGUCCAGGUUGACUACUCUUCCAUUGAGAGCGUUUCUUCGGCAUUGAGAGGACACGAUGCCGUCGUCAGCACUGUGGGGGCUGCCGGCAUCGUUGGCCAAAAGACUGUUAUCGACGCCGCCAUCCUGGCCGGUGUCAAGCGCUUCAUCCCCAGCGAUUACGGGUCCGUGAGCGCAGACCCCAAGGCAAGAAACGUGACUGUGUUCCAGCCGUUCGUCGAUAUUCAAGAUUACCUCAAGGAAAAGGCUGCAGCUGGGGAAAUCGAGUACACCAUCCUGUCCACCGGCCCUUUUCUGGACUUCAUCUUUGGUAGCCCAGUAUUCGUCGACUUCCACAACCACUCUGUGGAGUUCUACGGUGAUGGAAAACUUCGGCUCAGUUCGACCAGCAUUAGGGGUAUUGGGAAAGCCAUCGCCGGUACUCUACGCAACGCGACUGAGACGAAGAACCGUGUUCUUCACAUUCAAGAGACCAUUAUCAGCCAAGUUAAGGUGCUCGAGAUGGCAAAGAAGGCCUUACCUGAAGGAACUGGAUGGAAGGAGACAUUCGUUGAUCCAGAGGAGACCCUAAGAGCGGCUUCUGCCAAGUUUUCUGAGAGCCCAACAGAUGUUUUGGCGCUGUAUGCGCUGAUCAAGGCCGUCAUGCUCAGCGGCAAGUAUGAUACCCAGUAUCAUGAGUUGGACAACGGGAUCGUCGGUCUUGCGCAAUUUUCGGACGAGGACUUGGAGAAAUUUAUUCUCCCUAUUCUGACCAAAUCACACUAG
This is a messenger RNA of Ilyonectria robusta, 900 nucleotides long. RefSeq names its product NmrA-like family protein. The record is from RefSeq and is a predicted model, not a curated record. NCBI's taxonomy places the organism in Eukaryota, Fungi, Ascomycota, Sordariomycetes, Hypocreales, Nectriaceae. The transcript has 2 exons. Gene Ontology annotation, molecular function: oxidoreductase activity. The coding region runs from base 1 to 900 and encodes 299 amino acids.